UGACAGCGGGCACAACGUUCACGACGGUGGUGCUCGGAGAGAUUUUGGUCAUCACAGGAGUUGACAUGCCGACCGUCCCGGAAGAUCAGAGAGGAGGAUGGGAGGAGAGCAGAGGAGGAAGAGGAGGGAGGAACAGCAAACGUCAGGGAGGAGACGCGUUAUUCAGGAGAAAGAGGUACGAGAGCAGCGACGGCGAGAUGACGGCUGCCGAGUUGUCAGAGAAGGAGUCACUGAUGACGGAGCUGAGCAGGCUGGUUGAGUGGGUGGUGCAGGAGAGCAGCUGGUGGGAGAGGAGGGGAGUCGACUGCAGCAUUCUGACGGGAGCCUUCCUCUGCCUGCCGCUCGCCUUCCUGCUGCUGGGCUCCUCUCGGGUUCUGUGGUUUGCAGUGGGGAUGCUGCUGAUGGGUGCGGCACACGCUAUCAUCACCGUCAAGGGAGCCCACCUGGCCAGUCACGGGGCGCUGAGCCAGUCCCAGACCUGGGGAAAGUUCUGGGCCAUCUUCUUCAUUGAGAUUUGUGGCUCGUUUUCAGAGCAAGUUGCCGUGCACGGCCACAUUAAGCUGCAUCACGCUCACACGAACAUCAUUGGGCUGGGUGACUCCAGCAUUUGGAAGGCCCCGUUGCUGCCGCGCACCGUCUAUCUGUUCCUCGCUCCUCUGGCAGUGCCUGUUCUCACUCCACUGAUUGCACUUGCUCAACUCAAACAGCAUUCUCUGGCUCACGCUGUCAGGAACAUUCUGCUGGUCUCACUGGGCCUGUACUCCCAGUACUGGCUGCUGAUCCACAUCUCUGGUUUCCGGUCCCCUCAGAGUGCCUUGCUCUGCAUGUUUGCCUGUCGAGCGAUCUUCUCUGUGCCCUACAUCCAUGUCAACAUCUUCCAGCACAUCGGCCUGCCAAUGUUCUUCCACCGCCGACCAAAGCGGAUCCACCAGAUGACUCACGGAGUCCUGAAUCUGCCGCGGAACCCUCUGCUGGACUGGACAUUUGGACACUCCAUCAUCAACUGCCACGUGGAGCACCAUCUCUUCCCCUUCCUGACUGACAACAUGUGUCUAAAGGUGAAGCCUGUGGUGUCCAAAUAUCUGAGUGAGAAACAGCUUCCGUACCAGGAGGACACCUACCUGUCCCGCCUGCGUCUGUUUUUCCACACGUACCAGGAGCUGAUGGUGUUUGCUCCGCCCAUCACGGAGCUGGUGGGAGUUCAGUGACGGAGAGAAGCUCAAAGCACAAGAAGAGCAAGUUCUCAGUCGAAUGCUUUAAUACAUCAGCUGGUUCUCGCACUAUUUUCACGUUAUUUAGUGAGUAGCACAGGAGAAAGCGCCAACAUCAACGGACCUGUUUGGACUUGCAUUAGUGUUGGAAAUGUAAUCACAGACACCUCCACCUGGUCGGACAGCUUUUUUUAAUUUAAUUUGCUGUGUGCGUUGCUC
Messenger RNA from Thalassophryne amazonica, 1430 nucleotides. RefSeq names its product fatty acid desaturase 6 (gene fads6). Lineage: Eukaryota; Metazoa; Chordata; Actinopteri; Batrachoidiformes; Batrachoididae. Gene Ontology annotation, molecular function: oxidoreductase activity, acting on paired donors, with oxidation of a pair of donors resulting in the reduction of molecular oxygen to two molecules of water. Gene Ontology annotation, biological process: lipid metabolic process. Gene Ontology annotation, cellular component: membrane. The record is from RefSeq and is a predicted model, not a curated record.